Molecule: messenger RNA, 1678 nt
Organism: Erythranthe guttata (spotted monkey flower)
Lineage: Eukaryota; Viridiplantae; Streptophyta; Magnoliopsida; Lamiales; Phrymaceae
Source: RefSeq, a predicted model, not a curated record
AUGGAUGGUGUGAUUUCAGUGUUUCACAGCGACCCGGAUAAAUCGAGGCCUCACACGACAAGAUCAUGGGAUUUCAUUAACUUACUCGAAGCUAGAUGGGAUACCACACAACCUAGCACCAGAGAAAAACUGUUGAAUCAAGCUGGCUCCGGCCAGAAUGUCGUUGUCGGCGUACUCGACACCGGCAUAUGGCCAGAGUCAGAGAGUUUCAGUGAUGUGGGAAUGGGACCUAUCCCAACAACCUGGAAUGGAAUCUGCCAGCCUGGUGCUAAUUAUGAUUCUUCUCAUUGUAAUAGGAAACUGGUGGGGGCCCGCUACUAUUUGAGGGGUUACGAGGCGAAUUUCGGUCCGCUAGAUCCCACAAUCGACUUCCGAUCAGCAAGGGAUUCCGACGGGCACGGGACCCACACAGCGUCCACCGUGGGCGGCCGGAAUGUUCCGAACGCCGCCGCGGUCGGCGGCUUCGGCAUAGGGAACGCCACCGGAGGGGCGCCACUGGUGCGCCUGGCCGUUUACAAAGUAUGCUGGAACAAACCGGUGGAUCGUGGAGGAGGGGGCACGUGCCUGGACGAUGACAUGCUGGCGGCUUACGAUGAUGCAAUCGCAGAUGGAGUUGACAUCAUCAGUGUCUCAAUUGGCUCGACCACCGGUAAGUCCUAUGUUGACGACGGGGGUGCCAUUGGAGCAUUGCAUGCCGUGAAAAGGAAUAUUGUGGUGGUUUGCAGCGCUGGCAAUUCGGGGCCUCGCCCGUUUAGCGUGACGAACAUCGCCCCGUGGAUCAUCACUGUUGGAGCGAGUAGCAUCGAUCGGGUUUUUUCGUCACCUGUCGUUCUUGGAAAUGGUGUAGUGGCAGAGGGACAAUCGAUUACUCCAUUCGUGAGGGGAACUUUCCCACUUGUUUACGCAGCGGAUGUAGAAAUUCCGGGCACCACCACAAAUCUCACAUUCGGACUAUGCAACCCUGGGACACUUUCGCCAGCGCUGGUGGCAGGAAAAGCGGUGUUCUGCUGGAGAGGGAGCACCGCCGAAGCAUUAGAAGUGCAAAGAGCUGGCGGCGUAGCCGUGGUGCUCGGAAACCCAGAUGAUGGAGUAGGCGUCUCCCAAACGCCUUAUGUGAUUCCGGCAAGUGUUGUUCUUUCCGAUCAAAAAUUAAAAAUCUUCAAUUACACCCAAUCUACAGCAACACCGACGGCAACCUUGACUCCGGCGAGGACAUUGAUAGGCGGCUCCAGCCCAACUCCAUUCAUGGCCCCUUUCACCUCUCGAGGCCCCAAUGUUAUCGAACCCAAUCUUCUAAAGCCGGAUAUUACAGCACCGGGAUUUAAUAUACUGGCAGCAUGGAGUGAAGUUGCUUCUCCUUUCGGCGUCCCAUCCGAUAAUCGAGUUGCUAAGUUCAACAUUAUUUCCGGUACAUCGAUGGCUUGCCCACAUGUUGCAGGCGUGGCGGCACUUAUCAAAGCCAUACAUCCCGAUUGGAGCAGCGCCGCCAUCAGAUCUGCUCUCAUGACCACCAGUAUAAAAUUAAUUAAAUUUCACCUUAAAUUCAUUACAUUCUCUUCCAAGACUAAUUCAUGCAUGUGCUAAUUAUUCUUGCAGCAAGCCCGGUCAACAAUUUAGGCAAUCUAAUAACAGACGCACUCGGGAAUUUCGCCACCCCAUUGCAAUACGGGUCGGGCCA